Messenger RNA from Pan troglodytes (chimpanzee), 1813 nucleotides. RefSeq names its product NSF attachment protein alpha (gene NAPA). Gene Ontology annotation, cellular component: terminal bouton; synaptobrevin 2-SNAP-25-syntaxin-1a complex; vacuolar membrane. Gene Ontology annotation, molecular function: soluble NSF attachment protein activity; syntaxin binding. The transcript has 12 exons. Gene Ontology annotation, biological process: intracellular protein transport; SNARE complex disassembly; regulation of synaptic vesicle priming. The coding region runs from base 158 to 1147 and encodes 329 amino acids. The record is from RefSeq and is a predicted model, not a curated record. NCBI's taxonomy places the organism in Eukaryota, Metazoa, Chordata, Mammalia, Primates, Hominidae.
AGCGCUAGUCACGUGGUUCCGGGCCGCAAGCGACGCGCGCCGGUGCGACGUCAACGCAGCCGGGCGAGUUUUACCGAUCUGUGUUCCGCGGCCCGGCCGCGGCUGAGUCUUCCCAGGGUCAGGGUCGGGCGCUUUGCUGAGUCCCUUUGUGGCCGCCAUGGACAAUUCCGGGAAGGAAGCGGAGGCGAUGGCGCUGUUGGCCGAGGCGGAGCGCAAAGUGAAGAACUCGCAGUCCUUCUUCUCUGGCCUCUUUGGAGGCUCAUCCAAAAUAGAGGAAGCAUGCGAAAUCUACGCCAGAGCAGCAAACAUGUUCAAAAUGGCCAAAAACUGGAGUGCUGCUGGAAACGCGUUCUGCCAGGCUGCACAGCUGCACCUGCAGCUCCAGAGCAAGCACGACGCAGCCACCUGCUUUGUGGACGCUGGCAACGCAUUCAAGAAAGCCGACCCCCAAGAGGCCAUUAACUGUUUGAUGCGAGCAAUCGAGAUCUACACAGACAUGGGCCGAUUCACGAUUGCGGCCAAGCACCACAUCUCCAUUGCUGAGAUCUAUGAGACGGAGUUGGUGGACAUCGAGAAGGCCAUUGCCCACUACGAGCAGUCCGCAGACUACUACAAAGGCGAGGAGUCCAACAGCUCAGCCAACAAGUGUCUGCUGAAGGUGGCUGGUUACGCCGCGCUGCUGGAGCAGUAUCAGAAGGCCAUUGACAUCUACGAACAGGUGGGGACCAAUGCCAUGGACAGCCCCCUCCUCAAGUACAGCGCCAAAGACUACUUCUUCAAGGCGGCCCUCUGCCACUUCUGCAUCGACAUGCUCAACGCCAAGCUGGCUGUCCAAAAGUAUGAGGAGCUGUUCCCAGCUUUCUCUGAUUCCCGGGAAUGCAAGUUGAUGAAAAAAUUGCUAGAGGCCCACGAGGAGCAGAAUGUGGACAGCUACACCGAGUCGAUGGUGGCACUGAGGUUGGGGAGGUCAGGAAGCUCGGCCUUGGCCCUUCAGGGACAGAGCUGGUGUUCAGAGCCACAUCUGUCUACCUCUGAAGACCAGGGUUCCUUGAGUCCCCCAGGUGAAGGAAUACGACUCCAUCUCCCGGCUGGACCAGUGGCUCACCACCAUGCUGCUGCGCAUCAAGAAGACCAUCCAGGGCGAUGAGGAGGACCUGCGCUAAGCCCCACCCAGCCCCCCAGUGCCCGUCUUCCUGUCCCAUCUGCUCAGAGAGAGGUGGGGCCGAGACUUGCUGGAGAGCUUCCCUCCUUUCCCACCUGGGGAGUCCCGCGGGCCACAGUGGGCAGGUGGAACCGGGGGUCAGCAUGCAGGGGCACCAGAGGCCCAGGCUGCUGGCCGGACAGUCACCCUCUGUUCUCGCUACAUCCCUUGCCCCCUGUCCAUUUAUUUAAGCCCCCAUAGGUGCCCUUCACCCCCAAAACCAGCUGUACAGAAUCUUUGAUACAGACCUAUUUGCUAGGGGUGCUGCCGGGGGUUUGGGGUCAGCAUCUGGCCCCCUAUCUCCUGACCAGCUGAGUCAUGAGGCCGGUUUCUCUCUCUCCCACUUUUGUCCCCCAGCCAAGCUCUAAAGCACAUGUAGCCGCUGAGACCUGCUGUCUCUGCUGGGGGCAGGCUCCUCUUCCCCCAGCCCCGGGAGCCUCCCCCAGCUUCCUGCAGCCCCGACCUCUCAGGUUAGACCCUGGGCCCUGGAGCUUAGGGGAUUCUCCCCCACCCCAGCCCCACACCUGCUCCUUCCCUAAUGCUUUGAGGUUUUCUUGGUUGGAAGCUGCAGCUGGCCCAAGAAAGAAAAUAAAAAACAACACUUUUGCAUGA